Phanerochaete carnosa HHB-10118-sp is the source of this 774-nucleotide messenger RNA. RefSeq lists its product as uncharacterized. The record is from RefSeq and is a predicted model, not a curated record. The transcript has 6 exons. Bases 1 to 774 code for a protein of 257 amino acids. Gene Ontology annotation, molecular function: nucleotidase activity. NCBI's taxonomy places the organism in Eukaryota, Fungi, Basidiomycota, Agaricomycetes, Polyporales, Phanerochaetaceae. Gene Ontology annotation, biological process: pyrimidine nucleobase metabolic process; nucleotide catabolic process.
AUGACCGUGGAGAGCCCGCAGGAAUCCGUCACUGAUGACCGUAAUGUUAUCUUCCUCGACAUCGACAACACCCUCUAUUCGGCGAGCUCAAAGAUUUCACAGGCAAUGGGAGAGCGUAUACAUGCCUACUUUCUCAGUCUUGGUCUGGAGCGGAAUCGUGCCACCGAAUUGCACCAUAAAUAUUAUACGGAGUACGGUCUUGCUUUGAGAGGCCUAGUCAGACACCACGAGAUCGAUCCGCUUGACUUCGACAAGAAGUGUGACGGAUCUCUGCCACUGGAGAAUAUGAUCAAGCCCGACCCCGAUCUUCGAAAGCUGCUGCAGGAUAUUGACCGAAGCAACGCUAGAGUCUGGGCUCUUACGAACGCUUACAAGACACAUGCAUAUCGCGUCCUCCAAAUCUUGGGGGUCGACGACCUGAUCGAGGGGGUCAUUUAUUGCGACUACGCAGAUCCCAAAUUCUCCUGCAAGCCCGAACCCCAGUUCUACCUUGACGCUAUGUCGAAAGCAGGUGUCGAGGAUCCUAAGAGGUGCUUUUUCAUCGAUGACAGCCGGAACAAUGUCGCAGCUGCUGUUAAACUUGGGUGGGGGCGGUGCGUUCACUUUUGUGAGGCGGGCCUAGAGACCGUGGAAGGCGGCAAAACAAGACAGAUCGGCGCGGACGGGAAGGACGCCCUACCUGAAGCUACCGUUAUCGGUCGACUGGAGGAGCUGAGGACCGUUUGGAACGAUGUGUUCAAGAAGAGCACAGACGAGUCGUUGACACAGAUGUGA